This is a messenger RNA of Erinaceus europaeus (western European hedgehog), 1170 nucleotides long. It is a transcript of the gene PTPMT1, whose product is annotated as protein tyrosine phosphatase mitochondrial 1. Lineage: Eukaryota; Metazoa; Chordata; Mammalia; Eulipotyphla; Erinaceidae. The transcript is spliced from 4 exons. Gene Ontology annotation, molecular function: protein tyrosine/serine/threonine phosphatase activity; phosphatidylglycerophosphatase activity; phosphatidylinositol-4,5-bisphosphate 5-phosphatase activity. The record is from RefSeq and is a predicted model, not a curated record. Gene Ontology annotation, biological process: protein dephosphorylation. The coding region runs from base 206 to 985 and encodes 259 amino acids.
CUCCCGGGUCGGGGUCACAUUCCAGCUUCAGGCUUCCCAGGGGUCACAGCCCCCUCCCCCCGGACGGGGUGACCGGCCACAGGCAGGGGGUCGCCGUUUCCCGGAGCCCAGCCUCCCGGCCCCCCGCAGCCGCCGGGUCUCAGUUUCCCGCCCGGGGAAGCCCUGGUCCCUCCCCCCGGGAGGACGGGGCCCCUCCUCCGGAGCCAUGGUGCCUGUCCCCUCGGGCCCAGGCUCAGCCCCCGCAUCCCCGGCUGCUCGGCCCGUUUCGGCGCCGGAGCGGGCGGCCGAGGUCUCGCCGCGUUCGGCCGGCAGCCUGUCUGCGCGGCCGCGGUCGGCGAGCGCGGGGCUCGUGGGCCUGCUGCUGCGCCAGGCCCGGUGGGGCGAGAUGGCGGCCCGCGGCUUCCUGGAGGCCGGCCUGGCCCGGGUGCUCUUCUACCCGACGCUGCUCUACACCGUGUUCCGCGGGAAGGUGCCGGGCCCGGUGCACGUCGACUGGUACCACCGCAUCGACCCCACGGUGCUGCUGGGCGCGCUGCCUCUGCGGAGCAUGACCCGCCGGCUGGUGGAGAACGAGAACGUGCGCGGGGUGAUCACCAUGAACGAGGAGUACGAGACGAGGUUUCUGUGCAACUCCUCCAAGGAGUGGAAGAAUGUAGGAGUGGAGCAGCUGCGGCUCAGCACUGUCGACAUGACUGGGAUCCCAACCUUGGCGAACCUUCAGAAAGGAGUCCAGUUUGCGCUCAAGUACCAGGCCCUGGGCCAGAGUGUCUACGUGCAUUGUAAGGCUGGACGCUCCCGAAGUGCUACUAUGGUGGCAGCAUAUCUGAUUCAGGUUUACAACUGGACCCCAGAGGAGGCUGUAAGUGCCAUCACCAAGAUCCGGUCACACAUUUACAUCAGACCUGGCCAGUUUGAAAUUCUCAAAGAGUUCCACAAGGAGAUUACUGCAGGGAAAGCAAAGGAGACUUUUGCGUCAAAAACAUGAACUACACAGACUGAGAAAGAACUCAAGACAACCUUACUUGCUAUAAAAAAACAGAAGUUGCACAGGACCAGAGGGGCUCAGGCCUGCACUUGACAUCACAGAAAAGUGUUAAGUAACAGAUGGUUUUGCUUCCUUUGUUAUCGUGUGAUUUCCCCGAAAUAACACUGUUGUAUGGCUAGAACUAA